Cricetulus griseus (Chinese hamster) is the source of this 2080-nucleotide messenger RNA. The record is from RefSeq and is a predicted model, not a curated record. NCBI's taxonomy places the organism in Eukaryota, Metazoa, Chordata, Mammalia, Rodentia, Cricetidae.
GGUUGAAAAAUACAGACCAAUAAAGCUGGAUGAAAUAGUCGGCAAUGAAGACACAGUGAGCAGGCUAGAGGUCUUUGCAAAAGAAGGCAAUGUGCCUAAUAUCAUCAUCGCUGGUCCCCCAGGAACUGGCAAGACUACCAGCAUCCUCUGCUUAGCAAGAGCGCUGCUGGGCCCGGCCCUGAAGGAUGCAGUUCUGGAGCUCAAUGCAUCAAAUGACAGGGGGAUCGAUGUGGUGAGGAAUAAAAUCAAAAUGUUUGCUCAGCAGAAAGUCACCCUUCCCAAGGGCCGACAUAAGAUCAUCAUUCUGGAUGAAGCAGACAGCAUGACAGAUGGUGCUCAGCAGGCCCUCAGGAGAACCAUGGAAAUCUACUCCAAGACGACCCGCUUUGCUCUGGCUUGUAAUGCUUCAGACAAAAUCAUAGUCAGCCUUGCCAGGGAGCCCUCACUCUGCUGUCUCUGUCCAGAGCCCAUCCAGUCACGCUGUGCAGUGCUCCGCUACACCAAGCUCACCGAUGCUCAAGUCCUCACCAGGCUCAUGAAUGUCAUCGAGAAGGAAAAAGUACCAUACACAGAUGAUGGCCUGGAAGCCAUUAUCUUCACAGCCCAAGGGGACAUGCGCCAGGCACUGAACAACUUGCAGUCUACCUUCUCAGGAUUUGGCUAUAUCAACAGUGAGAAUGUGUUCAAGGUCUGUGAUGAGCCCCACCCACUGCUUGUGAAGGAGAUGAUCCAGCACUGUGUGGAUGCCAACAUCGAUGAGGCCUAUAAGAAGAUGGCAUCAGGUCCCCAAGAUUGGAGUUACAAUUGUGAGCUGCUAUGUGGUUUCUGGGAAUGGAACCCACAUCCCCUUGAAGAGCAGCCAGUGCUCUUAACCACUGCCAUCUCUCCAGCCCCCAUGAGCUGCCUCACAUUCAGACCUACUGCCAAGCUAUCAAGACUCCACCUUCUAAAUCCACAACCUCCGAGAACAGCCCCACCAGCCAUGAAACUGAUCCACAGAGAUUCUUGCUCACCUAUGGCACCUGGGCUACUCACCAGAAGAUAUCAUCAGCAACAUUUUCCGAGUGUGUAAAACCUUCCCUAUGGCCGAAUACUUGAAACUGGAGUUCAUCAAGGAGAUUGGAUACACUCACAUGAAAGUGGCAGAAGGUGUGAACUCCUUGCUGCAGAUGGCUGGGCUCCUGGCCAGGCUGUGUCAGAAGACCAUGGCUCCAGUGGCCAGUUGAGAUGUUCUCCACUGAUGAUCCAACUUUCCAGUCGUGGCAAGAUGUGCCCAAGACUACAUUACUUCUGUUUUGGGAGAACGGGGUCUCUUAUAGCCCCAGCUGACUUUGAACUGCUCUGCAACUGUGCCUGACCUUGAACUGAUCCUCUUGCUUCUGCCUCCUGAGUGCUGGGGUUACAGUGUACCACCACGCCUGGUUAUUCGGUGCUGGGGAUGGGAUCCAGGGCUUGUGCACGUCAGACAAGCCCUCUGCCAGCUGUGUGGUUGAGCCCCAGAGGGUUGCCCCGUUGCUGCCAGUGCACUUCAGCUCUUCAUAUCUGAAUUCAGCUUCAGGCCCUGGAUAUGGGGCGUGGUGGGAAGGACCCCAGUCUUCUCAAGUCUUGGGGUUGUAGCUGAUAAAGCCUUAAGAUGUUUGUCUUGCAGUGCUUAAUUUCUUGAGGCCUUGAGGAAAACCAGUAUCUUGUUCUGCCUGUUUUAUCCUGCUAGUAGAGACAGUGCCCUGUGACCAGUGAGAGUGCAGCCGAUGAAGGUGCUGGCGAAGCCCUUGUCCACUUGAGUUCCAUCUCCAGAACCCACGAGAAGGUGGAAGAAGAGAACUGACUCCACAAAGAUGUUCUCUGGGCAGCCAGGUGUGGUGGUGCACGCCUUUAAUCCCAGCACUUGGGAGGCAGAGGCAGGCAGAUCUCUAAAGUUCAAGGCUAGCUUGUUCUACAUAGUUGAGGACUACAUAGAAACUACAUAGUCUUGUCUCAAAAAAAAAGAAAAGUGUCCUGGGCCCUGCAUACAUGCACACACAAUAAGUAAAAUUAAAGAAAUGAAGCCAGGUACAGUAGCACACACCAUAAUUGUUUUAAA